AUGCAACUCACCAACUUCCUCCCGGUCCUCCUCUUCUUCUCGGUGACCACUCUGGCCCAAAAAUGCAACCCCAACCACAACCUCAAAUGCUGCAAGGUCCGAAACUCGCUGGCUGACGGUGCGGUCACCGACGCGACUGAUGGAGCGGGUGUGGCGCUCGACCCGGAGUUGCUCGGGACUGUGGGCGCGGAGUGUGACACGGUUGCAACCGCUACGGACUGUGACGUUGCGCGGGGGUAUGCUCUGGCGUGCUGUGCAGGUGGCUCGGGAGACGACGCGGCUGCUUACUGUCAGAAGCCGAUUCCGGGGCAGACUGCUGGCGGGGCAGUGGAUGAGGCUUCAGGGAAGGCCUCGGACGUGGCUGGGGAGAAGGGAAUGGAGGAGGGCAAGCGCUAA
Messenger RNA from Aspergillus japonicus CBS 114.51, 396 nucleotides. RefSeq lists its product as uncharacterized. The coding region runs from base 1 to 396 and encodes 131 amino acids. The record is from RefSeq and is a predicted model, not a curated record. The transcript has 3 exons. Lineage: Eukaryota; Fungi; Ascomycota; Eurotiomycetes; Eurotiales; Aspergillaceae.